CCACUCAAACGCUAUCAUGAAAUGAUCUCAAAAUUUGGAAGCUUUGGAUAUGGAGCACACAAACUCACUUCUGCAGUUCUGCUCAACCACACUAAAAUUCCGUACUCUCAGUCAGAGGAGAGAGAAAGAAAGUCACUCGAAAGAGAAUGAGGACGAUGACGACGACGCUAUCUACAUCUCCUCAACCGCUUUUCGGAACCAAAAAUGUCGUAAUUGGCGCCAAAUCAUUUGAUCAUACUUUCAACCCUUUCAAUUUGCGCCGCCGGAUUCCUUGCUCAUUUCAAUGGAGAGCUCUAAGCAAGCAGUACAAUCCUGUGCAAGAAAAGGAAUUUCGACGUUUAGGACAAAAAGCACAUCAAGCGUCUAAUGAGCUUGGGUGCAGGCUCGGUGAUAUUGAUAAUCAACGUAAUAUUGCAGAAUUGUGCAAGGACCAAUAUGAUUAUGGUGCUUCAAAUCUAUCUACUUCAAAUCAGUGCAGAGAAGAUGAAAUUAUUGCUGCUAUGGACAUAUCAACCUUUGAUAAAUCAACACAGCAGUUGCUGAAGUUUGUCUUUCUCUUUGGGAUACUAACAGUCCAGGGUGCUGAAAAAGCAAGUGCUACUUCAAAUGUUAUGGACAACUUGCAGUUAGCAAACUUCUUCGGGGACCUUAGUGAUAUUAGCACAGGUUUUGCUUCAGCAUUCUUGCUGAUCUUUUUUUCUGAACUUGGGGACAAGACCUUCUUUAUUGCAGCAUUAUUAGCUGCCAGAAAUUCUGCUGCAGUUGUAUUCGCCGGCACUUUUGGUGCACUUGGGAUCAUGACUAUAAUAUCAGUGAUAUUGGGAAGGACUUUUCACUACAUUGAUGGUGUCCUUCCUUUCAGUUUUGCUGGGAGUGACUUGCCUAUUGAUGAUAUCGCUGCAGUCUGUCUCCUCGUGUAUUUUGGGGUCACAACACUGAUUGAUGCCAGUUCAAGUGACAGUCAAAAGGCAGAAGAUGAACAGAAAGAGGCUGAGUUGGCAGUUUCAGAGUUUUCUGGAAAUGGUGCUGGGAUCUUAGCUGCUGCUGGCACAAUUGCUAGUACAUUUGCAUUAGUUUUUGUUGCUGAAUGGGGUGACAAAUCAUUCUUCUCGACAAUAGCACUUGCGGCAGCUGCAUCGCCUCUUGGAGUCAUAGGUGGAGCUCUAGCUGGUCAUGGAGCAGCAACCUUGCUUGCUGUUGCUGGGGGAUCAUUGCUGGGUACCUUCCUAUCUGAAAAAGUCAUUUCGUACGUUGGAGGUGUUCUUUUUCUCGUUUUUGCCAGCAUAACAUUGAUCGAGAUAAUUCAAGGUUAGACACUUCCGUUUGUAAAUGAGGACAGACGAUAGUCCCGUGUUGCCAACUUGUAGAAAAGCAACACAGGUUGUUUCUAACAGAGACUUCAUCUCAUUGUUAUUCCCUUAUUCUUUAUUUCAAUGAUCUCAGUCAGUUGCACUCUAA
This is a messenger RNA of Spinacia oleracea (spinach), 1458 nucleotides long. Its product is annotated as protein PAM71, chloroplastic. The transcript is spliced from 12 exons. Gene Ontology annotation, cellular component: chloroplast thylakoid membrane; Golgi apparatus. Gene Ontology annotation, molecular function: calcium ion transmembrane transporter activity; manganese ion transmembrane transporter activity. NCBI's taxonomy places the organism in Eukaryota, Viridiplantae, Streptophyta, Magnoliopsida, Caryophyllales, Amaranthaceae. Gene Ontology annotation, biological process: Golgi calcium ion homeostasis; manganese ion transmembrane transport; calcium ion transmembrane transport. Bases 147 to 1313 code for a protein of 388 amino acids. The record is from RefSeq and is a predicted model, not a curated record.